CGCCGCUGAGCCAGGCCACUGAAAUCCCAGAGAGCGGCUACGGGGACCGUGAAAGUGCCUUCAGCGAAUCAGAUCUCUUUCCAGAUGAAGACACCAUGACCCUGGCCCAGCAGGAAGUCCACCAUGAGUCUGAUAUGGACAGUGCCAUUGAAAGUAACCACAGUUCAGAAGCAUCAGUUGUGUGCAAGGUUGAGAAGGAUGGUGUGUUGAAUGGCCUCUUCCUGCCUGGAGAUAAAUCAAAUUUGCUGAAUCCUGCAUCUUCUGAUCUUUCCACCUAUUCCACUGCCUCUCUGAUCAGUAACGAAGAACAGUUUGAAGACUAUGGAGAAGGAGUUGAUGUAGACUUUACCCCCAGCAGUCCUUGUCUUGAUGAUGAAAGCAGGACACAUGCAUAUUCUGACCUUGGCUCAUCUGUUUCUUCCAGUGCUGGUCAAACCCCACGGAAAAUGAGGCAUAUCUAUAACAGUGAGCUCUUAGAUGUCUACUGCACCCAGUGCUGCAAGAAAAUCAACCUCCUUAAUGAUUUGGAAGCCAGGCUGAAAAACCUAAAAGCCAACAGCCCAAACAGAAAGAUCUCUAGUACAGCUUUUGGCAGACAACUUUUCCACAACAGCAACUUCAGCAGUAGUAAUGGCAGCACAGAGGACUUAUUCAGAGACAGCAUAGAUUCGUGUGACAAUGAUAUCACAGAAAAGGUGACUUACUUAGAAAAAAAAGUGACAGAGCUGGAAAAUGAUACUGCAACAAAUGGUGACCUGAAGAGCAAAUUGAAGCAGGAGAAUACACAGCUAGUUCACAGAGUGCACGAGUUAGAAGAACUACUGAAAGACCAGGAGACUUCAGCCCAGCAGAACCUGGAAGAAGAGAUUAAGAGGCACAGAGAAGCCUACAGCAAAUAUGAAAAGGAGAAGGGCACAGAGAUUGAGCUGCUAAACACACGGGUUCAGCAGCUGGAAGAGGAAAACUGUGAGCUCAAAACCACUGUCCUACGACUGAAGUCGCAAACUGAGAAACUGGACGAGGAGAGGCAGCGAAUGUCUGACAGAUUAGAAGAUACCAGUCUGAGGCUGAAGGAUGAAAUGGAUUUGUAUAAAAGGAUGAUGGACAAACUGAGGCAGAACAGGCUGGAAUUUAACAAGGAGAGAGAAGCCACUCAGGAGCUCAUUGAGGAUCUGAGAAAGGAGCUGGAACACCUUCAGUUGUAUAAACUUGAGUGUGAGCGUCCCGGUCGAGGGAGAAGCUCUUCCAGCUUGAGCGAAUUCAAUGCCAAGACGAGAGAAGUGGAAAUGGAACACGAAAUUAAACGUCUAAAACAGGAGAAUCAAAAGCUCCACGACCAGAAUGAUGACCUCAAUGGGCAAAUCCUUAGCCUCAGCCUUUAUGAAGCUAAGAACCUUUUUGCAACACAGACAAAAGCCCAGUCACUGGCAGCUGAGAUUGACUCUGCCUCCAGGGAUGAGCUCAUGGAAGCCCUCAAAGAACAGGAAGAGAUCAACUACCGAUUGCGCCAAUACAUGGACAAGAUCAUCCUGGCCAUCCUAGACCACAAUCCAUCCAUCCUGGAAAUAAAAAAUUGAAGAUUGGGAUGGGAAGGGAGGUGGGCAGAUGGGAUGCCUUUAGAUUCAAGUAUCUCUAUUUGCUACUAUAUAUGAACUUAUAAAUAUAUACAUAUAUAUAACUCUCUCAAAACACACAACAUACAAAACACACAUACACACACACACACACACACAUAUAUAUAUAUUAUAUAUAUAUAAAUAGAAAAAAACUUGUGUGGAUACACAGGGCGUGUUUAUAUGAGCUUGAUAUAUUUUGUGACUCAUAAUUUACAUUGAUCCAUUUUCCAUGCCCUUUCUCUGUGGGGAUGCUAGGGAUUAUAAUGAAAAACCACAAAACUGGAUUUGCACUGUUUUAGAUACUGGACAGAAAAAAAAAUGAUACUACCUCUAGAUGAAAAGAUAAAACAUGAUGGAAACUAACUUGUGCCAGGCCUUUUCCUAGCGUACAAACAAUACUGAGCGUCUAUGUCUUAUGAAUUGCCUCCCUGUCAUCUCAGAAAUAUCUUGUAUUAUCAGGUUGAAUUCUCACUGGUGCUGGCUGUGUUGUUUUAACUUUGCCUGAGUUAAUGCUUCUGAAGUCCUCUCCUUGGAUGGGAAUGUAUGUAUGAUGCAAAGCGGGUAUUCUGGAAUCUUCACAAGUUUCUGUUUGAACCUGGACUGUUUUAAUUAGAAAGCAGUUUCUAAAUCUUGAACCCAAGUGGCUAUGAAUCCUUUGGGAUGGUGACCAGUCUGUUGUAUUCCAGGGGAAUCUGGGGUGCCCAAGAAAACAAUGGGUCCUGGGGUUCCAUAUUUUCUUGAACUUACCAGACUAUUCAUGAGGUGCAUUUUCUGACUUUGGGUUUUAUUGCAAGAUCACCAAGGACCUAAUGGUGAGAAAGUUGGAAUCAUAAAUGUGGGAUGCUUCAGGGCUACAAAACAGUCCCAGCCCUGUUUCAGCUUCAGCAACAGCAUUAAAAAGUGGUGGUUGCAGAGAGCUAUUUGUUCACUGAUAAGAACUUGGUGCUGUCACCGUAACAAAUAGAAA
This is a messenger RNA of Protobothrops mucrosquamatus (brown spotted pit viper), 2583 nucleotides long. RefSeq names its product RAB11 family interacting protein 4 (gene RAB11FIP4). The record is from RefSeq and is a predicted model, not a curated record. Lineage: Eukaryota; Metazoa; Chordata; Lepidosauria; Squamata; Viperidae. Gene Ontology annotation, cellular component: cleavage furrow; midbody; recycling endosome membrane. Gene Ontology annotation, biological process: regulation of cytokinesis; endocytic recycling. The transcript is spliced from 13 exons. Bases 96 to 1577 code for a protein of 493 amino acids.